Messenger RNA from Durio zibethinus, 2709 nucleotides. RefSeq names its product protein CORTICAL MICROTUBULE DISORDERING 3-like. The record is from RefSeq and is a predicted model, not a curated record. NCBI's taxonomy places the organism in Eukaryota, Viridiplantae, Streptophyta, Magnoliopsida, Malvales, Malvaceae.
CUUUGAUAGGUCUUUGAUACUGUGACUCUGAUCUACCUGCAGUAACCCUAGUACUCCUCCCUUUUUAACCAGAUAGCGUAACGGUAGGGGUAUAGCUUUCAGCUUUCUCACGAGACCCUGUCCCACUCCCACCUGAAUUCAAACAAUAGAAAGAAAAUAUUAGCGGUCUUUUGAAUUUGAAUCUCGUAACUCGUAACGGUUGAAUCCCCCCUUUCCUCCUCUUUACUCUCUCCCGUCCUCCUACCAUCCCCCCAUCUCUCUCUUGGUCUCACGCCUCCUCGCUAUGGCUUCGCUUACUCCAGGAAUCCUCCUAAAGCUCCUGCAGUCCAUGAACUCUCCCACGCGCGUCACCGGCGACUACCGCUCCGCUCUCCUUCAAGUAAUUGGUAUCGUCCCAGCUCUCGCUGGCUCUGACCUUUGGCCCAACCACGGCUUCUACGUUCAACUCUCAGAUUCCCUCAAUUCCACCUACGUCUCCCUCUCCGAGCGCGACACCGAAUUAAUCCUCUCCAACCGGCUACAGCUCGGCCAAUUCGUCUACGUUGAUCGAUUCCAUUUUGACUCCCCCUUGCCACGUGUCUCCGGCAUACGUUCCAUAGCAGGUCGCCACCCUUUCGUUGGUUCCCCUGAUCCUCUCAUCGCCCGCAUUUCGUCUUCCAAAAGGGAUUUCCUUAUACAACCCGUAUCCGAAUCCGAAUACUCCGUGGUUCCUAUUGCGGUUUACUUGUCUAACAAGAAAUUGGAACAACAGCAAACUCCAACUAUAAACAAGGAUUUGAAAAUUGAAAAGCCCAAAACAAGGCAGCCUCUCGCGCCUAGAGAUAAUGUUACAGUUAAUGAAAAUUUGGAAUCCGAAUCCAAGGUUUCAGAAAAGCCUCCGCAAAGAUUUUCGUCACCGGCGACCGCCAAACGUUCCGUUUCAGCUGUUAAGAAAACCAAUGCCGUGGUUGUGGAAAGAGAUCCAUCUCCGGCGGGGAAAGGGAAGAGAUCUGCAUCUCCGGUACCGUCAAAAUGCGUGGUACCCAGCUUGGUGGCAGCCAAGGAAGAGAAUAGGAAAGUUGCGAGAGAGCCGGCGAUCAUAGUUCCAUCAAGGUAUAGGCAACCUUCGCCUAACGGAAGGAAGCAGGCAUCACCGAGUGCCCGAAGAGCAUCGCUUUCUCCAGGGAGGAGGCUGUCCGGGGGGUUGAGGGUUUUGCCGGCUGUAGGGGAUUCGAAGAAGAAGAUGGCAACGAUUGUUGCUGGGAUUUCGAAGGUCUCCGAAGCUCUGGUGGGAUCGGCAAAGAGUAGUAGGAAGAGCUGGGAUGAGCAGCCAGAGAAAGGUUCAGGGGAACACAAGGAGAAAGCUUCUGUUAAGACUAAGCCGAAUCUGCAAGCAAUUUUGCGGACUCAGGCAGCCAUUUCAAGUCGUUUAAGUGAUGUACAUAUUCAGAAAUCCAAUGAUGAACAUUCUUCGAGCAAUAAGAAAACAAAUGCUAGCCCACCUGAAGAUGGUUCGGCCCCGGAGAAAUCAAAAUAUGCGAGUGGGGCUUUGGGAAUCACCAUUCAUGAAAAGAAAUGGACUGAUGGUAGUGUUUCAUGGGAUUCCCUACCUGCUGACCUUGCAAAGCUUGGAAAGGAGGCUAUGCAAAGGAGAGCUCUUGCCUCCAAAGCUGCAGCAGAGGCAUUGGAGGAGGCCAUUGCUACAGAGUCUGUUGUCAGGAAUUUAAGCAUGUUUUCAGAACUCUCCUCUAAAUCAAAGGCUGGGAAUCCUUUGCCCACCAUCGACCAUUUUUUUUCGAUUUAUGAUGAUGUCGUGAAGUAUACUGGGAUUGCUGAGACUGUUGCAGCUAGCCACAAUUCUAACGCAGAAAAUGCCUCCACGAAGCACUCAAAAACCUCUUUUCUAUGGGUUGAAGCUGCACUGGCUACUGAUCUUGAGAUAGUUUCCCUUCUAACCCCUCAAAAUAACGAGUCUCCAUCUGCUCUGCAGAGAAGUUUGUCCAAGAGGCAAUCUCAUCAUGCUUCACCCAAAAACCAACUCAAAGCUAGUUCAUUGCCACAGCUGGAACCUACUGGUGCAAUGUGGACAAGAGGUCAAGGAAUGAAAGAAACGGUGCAUUUUGCACUGAACUUGAAGUCUGAGAUGCAAAUGUGGUUUCUUCGCUUCAUUGAGGAGUCCCUGGAUGCCGGUUUCCGGGUGCUUGGCGAGUGUGCUUCUGGUGGUAGUAAAGCAUUACCUUUGGACUGUGGAUCCAUUGCAGCAGUUUUAUCACAGUUGAAAAGGGUCAAUGAUUGGUUGGACCAAGCAGUUUCAAUCGGGGAUGAACCAUUGGUAGACAAGGUUGAGAAGUUGAAGAGGAAAAUCUAUGGCUUUGUCAUUCAGCAUGUGGGAACCACUUUUGACAAUUCCCCCCAUCUUUCUUCAUCUUGAUUCUUGGUUUACUUCAUUUUGCUUGUUUAAACUUAAACAAGAAUGUUUUUUUUUUUUUGUUAUUGUCUGAAGUUAUUCAGUUCUGGUUAAAAAGGUUGAUCCCUUGUGUAACUAAUGCAGAUAGCAUCGUUUUGGUAUUAUCAGAAUUCAUUUUGUCGCUGUCGUUUUAAUUUGUUGACUCUUUCAAUGCACUUGGGUCCCAACCAGCCACCACAAUUUGACCGAAACUCUCGAGUUUGCCCAUGUCUUGAGCCUUACCCUAUUCCCUCAACUGAAGUUUAGCUCCAAGUCGUCAAACU